AUGGCAGAAGCGGAGGUGGUGGCAGUGGUGGCGGUGGGACGGGCGGCCAAGUGGGUGGCCGCACUGGGGCUGCAGUCCGGGCACGGGACAAAGUCGGUCUCGGUGGCGAGCGUGGCGGUGUCGGGGUUGGAGGCUGCGGUGGGCGUGGCCGGAGUGGUCGUCGGACAGGCGGGUACAGGGACCGCAAGCGGGGCGGUGGUAGAGGCGGCGCGGAGUGGCAGUGGCGGUGCAAUCGUCGUGGUCGAGGCAGGCGAGACCGGCGCGGUGGCUAGCGGCGCGGCAUGGGCGCGGAGCGCGAUGGAGGAAAGCGUGCGGGUGCUGGUCGUAGCAGGCGAGUCUAGCCCCGAGGAUGAGACGAAUGCGGCACUGGCGGAUGUAGCGGUGCUGGCGGCGUGCGGCAGCGCGGACGAAGCGCGACAGAGGGUGAUGAUGGUUCGCGCGCGCGGCAACUCCGAGGCUCAGGCUGCCAUCGUCGAGGCCCUGGUGGCGAUGGCGGUAGCUGGCGUCCUGAGCGACCGACUCUUACCGACAGUGUGGGCCUUUCCGCAAUUUCCGGUCGUGUCGGCACGGUUCGCAAGGUGCGACGCCAAUAGGCUCGGCGCCGGCCUGCGAGGUGCGCUCGGCCUGGAUGAGAGCAGGGCGAGCCGGGUCUACACCGGAUUCGUGUCGUGCCGCGCGAGAGCGACGACACGGAAAGCCGCGGCAAAGGUGAGCGAGACGGCAGUCGCUGCGAGCAUGGAGCUCGGAGUGGUUGCUCAGUGUGACGGCCGGGUCGGGCUGGCUGAUGGCGCGCUGAUGCCACUCGGGACGUGGCUCCGCGAGCCGGCACUGGCCGGGCACGCCGAACGUGAGGCGUACUUUGACGCGUGGCUCGAGGGCGAUGCGCAGUCUGGGCGCGUAUUCGACGCUGUGGUCGAGUGCGUCGGGUUUGGGCUCGACGCGUGCGCUGUUACCGACCUGCACGCAAGCUGGACGACGCUAGCGGCGACACUGGGCGAUGCGAUGCGGGUUGGCGAUGUGGGGAAGUAUGGCGAGGCCGUGCUGGCCGGCGCGCAGGCGAUGUGCAGCGAGGUCGGCGGGUGGAUGAAAGGCUUGGAGGCAGGGCUGUAAACA
Molecule: messenger RNA, 1113 nt
Organism: Thecamonas trahens ATCC 50062
Lineage: Eukaryota; Apusomonadida; Apusomonadidae
Exons: 1
Coding region: 1-1110 (369 amino acids)
Source: RefSeq, a predicted model, not a curated record